UGUCGCUGUGCGUCGUUGUGGACAUCGAGCUACGAUGAAUAGAUCGGGCGGCGAGGCGCUCCACUGCUUUUGGAACGAGACUGUCGGGUCGUGUCACAAGAGCGACUGGAGCGCUUGCGGCUACGACUGGCUCGCCAAAGUUCCCGUCGGCCUUGUGUGGCUCGUCUGGUUCUUUGCUGGCACGUACGCACUGAGUCAAUUUGGCACGCUCAAGUUUGACACGUCUAUUCACGACCCCCUUGGCCAAGGGAUUGCAAUCGCCUUGUCCCAGCGCAAAUCGACGUCCGUGAGGCGGCCAUGGCUGCUGCGCUACAUCAAACUGUGUGCGAUUUGGGCCGAGUGGCCGACGUUUACUUUUACCCCCCUCACGAUCGCGUUCAAAAUCUCAAAAGAAGAAAGCGCGUUGCGACUAUUGAACUUGAAUGUCGACGAGGCGCUCGAGGUAUUUGGAGUCGUCCUCGUGGCAUGCUGCGGCGUCGGUAUUGUCGUCCUGCGGAACUGGAAAAAGAACGUGUCAGGUGAAGCCAUCUUGAAGAAAACGCUGUACCCCAUCACAUUCGACCUCUUCUUCAUUCCCACGACGACCCUCCUCGCGCGUAUUGGAACGUGUCCGGAAGGGUUUGCCCACAUCGCCCUGCCCAGCGGCGCCAGCUGCGAAUGCGUCAACACGUUUGCCGUGUUUUGGGCAAUCGGGUUCGGUGGGUUUCUCGUCCUGUACUGCAGCGCCAUGUACUACAAGAUGCACAUUGAACCGCAUGGGACCACGAUGGAUUUUCGAUUCCAAACGAGCUUCCAGAUCAUGAUGGCCAUGGCUCGUACAGUGAACCCGAUCGUGUCGAUCCUGGUCAUCCUGCUGAAUGUGCACAUCUACCCUGCCCGAGCCACGCCGAUCGCGUGCGCGUUCCUCAUCAUGGUCACGUACCUCCUCAUCUACUCGUACAAAACCCAACCGUGCAUUGGCAGCGGCCGCGUCCCCAACAACAUUCGUGUCGUGAGCUUUUCCAGCUCUGUGUACUCGAGCGUGUGUGUGUUUGUGUUUUGUGUGACGGGGUCGUCCAUCACGUCGCUGUACUACUCGCUCGUGCCGUUGCCUCUCGUGUGGCUGACCGCGUGGACGAUCAACGACCGCCGUGCCAAGCUCUUUUACAUCCCGUACCGGCCGAUUGUCGACCUCUUGGUCAUGUCGGAGGCCCGACCCCAGCUGGCGGGGGUCAUCGCAGCACUGUAUGUCGACCCGAUGAAGAUUCACGCCAAGGACUACACCCUGAUCGUCGCGCGGCUCUACGCGAUUGCUCGAUCCAGCGACGCCGAGCCACAGAGCAGGAUGCACGCGCUCCGAACGCUGUGGUUCCUCCACUGCAAAAACUUUCGAAAGACCAAAGGUCAAUUUGGCGAGCCGGAAGACGAAAUGCUCACGCUGCCUCCCAAGUUGUGGCUCAAGGACCGCGAAAACCCCGACAGGAUUCAGUGGACAAAGGCUGGGAUGGCCAAAACGGGAGGCGCGCUCUCCAACAAGCAGACACAAGUCAAGAUCGCUCGCAUCGAUCAACUCAGCGAUGUUCGCCAAGACGACGUGGUCGCACCCGAGCUAGCACACUUUGCAGCAAUGUCCAAAGCGUCGGGACGAAGCGGCCGCUUAUCACGAACAGUCGGGACCAGCGUUCCUCCAGACUCGACACCUCGAGUCGAGUCAACCCACAGUGCCACUCAUGCCAUGGAGGAUGGCACAGCUGGGGAGACUCCAGCCUUCAUCCGACCGCCGCGCACCCGAUCGAUUGCCGUCCCGUCGUCCGCGAGGUCAUCGUUCGUCACGUCGACGGAGUUGGGAGUCAUUCGGAUCCGAGACAAACAGUGGCUGUCGCGAAAUGAAGACUCUGUCGAAGCGGUGCAGCACUGCGACGAAUUGUUUCGUCUGGCGAAGGAAGUCAUGGUCACAUGCACCACGAUCGCCGACAAGCCUGCCAUGUUUGAAGCGGCCAUGUACCUCUUGCAGCUGUACCAAGCGCGGUACCUUCGACUGAACAAAGUCACGUACGUGCGCAUUGUGAGCAGCUUGUGCGCGACAGAUCACAUGAAAACCGCCAUCGAUGCUGUCCACACAUUGUACAAAUUGGUUCUCGAUGCCGUGCUCGCACCCGAGCUGUGGCUCCGCACGUCGUCGUCCCUCGAUCUCCUCUUGUGUGCCAUGGACCACCCGAGCACGCUUACCGUCGCCAAGUGUGUGAUUGUCGCCAAAGCAAUCCUCGUGGCUGCCGAGGCGGACGUGCGGAUGAAUCUGUUUUCGCUUCUCACGCCAGCGUCCAUCGCGCGGCUCCGCAGUGCGUUCUUGGAUUACCACGCAAACUACCAGAUCAGCACAACGCUCGAGGACAUUUGCGCCGGCUUGCACCGCAUGGAGCUCCAACGCGGGGCCAAACAUCGCGACGACCUGCAACGACGAGUUGCAGCGUCGUCGUUGAUGCGCAACCUGACCCAGUCCAUCGCCAAAUCGACCGUGUCCGUCGGUAUUGAACGGUCCAUGCCGUCGCGACGCCUGAGUCUUCGAGUGUCGCCCGUGGACCCGCUCGUGACGACCACCCUCCAGCAAAUGCCGACCCGCGACGGCGGUGCAAACGCUGCGUCCGUACGAGUGCACGACAUGGAUGGGGGAAGUGCUCGCGACCUGCAGAAGAUAGCCGUGAACGUCCCCACCACCGUGCCACACGGUCGACCGGUGCACGUGACGGGAAUGGGCCAUGGCGCGUCGGGUGGAGGCAAGAUCCAGUACUUGUUUGUCCAAGCGGACGUGAUCGAGGAGAUUCAUCGACGCCGAACCGUUCGUGCCCAGUUUGAACAAGCUCUGAUGCGAGCAUACCACAUCUACAACGAGGGGCGAUCGGCCGCGACAGUCGCGGCCCCGACCGACCAGGCAGCAACACCGACUUCGUCGACCAUGUCAAGGAAGGAGUUGCCUGCGAGUUUUAGCGAGAUCAUGGAACUGUAUGCGGUGCCAGGGUGUGCGCUGGAGGGGAUGCUGGCGUCCGUGGUGGAGCCGCACAUGAAGCAGUUCUUCGAGAGCCAAGUGAUGCCGUUCAUGAUCAUACGAUAA
Molecule: messenger RNA, 3088 nt
Organism: Aphanomyces invadans
Lineage: Eukaryota; Oomycota; Saprolegniomycetes; Saprolegniales; Verrucalvaceae
Exons: 9
Coding region: 35-3088 (1017 amino acids)
Source: RefSeq, a predicted model, not a curated record